Molecule: messenger RNA, 2883 nt
Organism: Lithohypha guttulata
Lineage: Eukaryota; Fungi; Ascomycota; Eurotiomycetes; Chaetothyriales; Trichomeriaceae
Gene: CSE1
Product: importin-alpha export receptor
Exons: 2
Coding region: 1-2883 (960 amino acids)
Biological process (GO): protein import into nucleus; protein export from nucleus
Cellular component (GO): cytosol; nuclear envelope
Molecular function (GO): small GTPase binding; nuclear export signal receptor activity
Source: RefSeq, a predicted model, not a curated record
AUGGCAGAGCUGACGACUCUGGCGCAAUUGUUAAAUGCAACGUUAGAUCCAAAGCAAAACAAGCAGGCUGAAGCGCAGAUAAAAUCUCAAGAAGCACAGCCAGGCUUCGCUCUCCUCCUCCUGCAAAUCACCGCCUCAGACUCCCAUCCUCUGCAGACACGACUUGCAAGCGCCCUUUUCUUCAAGAACUUCGUCAAAAGGAACUGGACCGAUGUUGAGGGGAACUACAAGUUGCAAGAGCAGGAUGUGGUGGCUAUCAAGAAAGAAAUCAUCGGCUUGAUGAUAUCAGUCCCAUCGAAUAUACAAUCACAGCUUGGCGAGGCCGUAAGUAUAAUAGCAGACAGCGACUUCUAUGAGCGAUGGGACACGCUGGUUGAUGAUCUGGUUUCUAGAUUGACCGCGGACAACAUCAAAGUGAACACUGGUGUCUUACAGGUCGCUCACUCCAUAUUCGGCAGAUGGCGCCCUCUAUUCCGAUCAGACGAGCUGUACGCAGAGGUCAACCAUGUCAUUCAAAAGUUCGGCUCGCCUUUCUUGACUUUGUGGCAGACCUUGGAUUCCUAUAUCGACAGUCAUGCUAGCGAUACUACUGCUCUCAAGGCAGCCUUUGUCGAGCUGGAUCUAAUAUUGCAACUUUUCUACGAUCUUUCAUGUCAGGACCUGCCUCCUGUUGUCGAGGAUAAUCUGGCUGGCAUAGCCGGCCUCCUGCUCAAAUACUUGACAUACGACAACAAAGCACUACAAACUGAAGAUGAGGAUGAGGCUGGACCAUUACAAACCACGAAGGCCAAUAUCUUCGAAGCGCUAACUCUGUAUGUCGGAAAAUACUACGAGGAUUUCGCCAAGCAUGUGCAAGGCUUUAUCCAGAGCUCAUGGACUCUGCUCACCACUGUUGGUCCAGAGCCCAAGAACGACAUCCUAGUUAGCAAGGCAUUGCAGUUCUUAACUUCUGUCACCAAGAUCAACGAGCAAGCCCAGAACUUCAACGAUCCGAAUGUGCAGUCCCAGAUUGUGGAAAAGGUUGUUGUGCCGAAUGUUGCUCUACGCGACUCGGACGUUGAGACCUUUGAGGACGAGCCAAUAGAGUUCAUUCGUAGGGACCUGGAGGGUUCCGACAGCGAGACCCGUCGGAGAGCCGCAUCCGACUUCUUGAAAGAACUCAGUGAUCAGUUUGAGGAGUCUGUCACCUCGAUAGGCAUGAGUAUUAUCGAAAAGCUAUUGCAAGACCACAAAUCCAAUCCUGCUUCGAAUUGGCGGUCAAAGGAUACAGCGGUCAAUUUAUACUAUGCAAUCGCCGCAAAAGGAACAGCAACAGUCAGCCACGGUAUUGUAAGCGUCAAUCAGCGUGUCAAUAUCGGCGACUUUUUUUCGCAAAACUUGGCAGCAGAUCUGCAAGAUGCUAAUGCUCAACCUCUACUCAAAGUCGAUGCUAUCAAGUAUUUGUAUGUCUUCAGAAGUCUGAUGGGUAAAGAUCAGUGGCAGCAAGUCAUUCCACUACUGGUCAACCAUCUUGGUCACUCCAACUAUUGUGUCUACACUUAUGCUGCCGUGGUCACCGAAAGAGCUCUGGCACUGAUCGAUCAGACCACCAACAAGCCCAUCAUCGACCCUGCGAAUAUUGUUCCUCUGGCCAAAGACCUGACAGAACACUUGUUCAGUCUCAUACUUCGAGAUCGACAGCCUGCGAAAGUGCAAGAGAAUGAAUUCGUGAUGCGCUGCAUCAUGCGAGUGCUUAUUGUCUUGCGAGAAGAGAUCAGUCGAGUAGCAGGCAGCGUACUACACCACCUCAUCGACAUCACAAACAUCAUUGCCACAAAUCCAAGCAAUCCUCGAUUUUACUAUUACCACUUCGAGUCGAUUGGCGCAGUCAUCCGCUUCAGCGCAGCCUCAACUGCCGAAUCCUUAUGCACAGCCCUCUACGGCCCAUUCACGAAUAUUCUUCAAAACGGCGUCGACGAAUUUAUGCCAUACGUCUUUCAAUUGCUUGCAGCCUUGUUUGAAAAGGAACCCAUUAAGCCCUUACCACAAAACUUCUCCCCUCUGGUUGCACCAGUGCUUAGUCCUGUCUUGUGGGAACAGAGAGGCAAUGUACCAGCUCUGGUCCGACUGCUCUCGGCCAUUAUUCCACGAGCAGCAGACGAUCUUGUCAAGAACAAUCAGUUACCCAACGUGCUAGGCUUGUUCCAGAAACUGGUAUCAACAAAGACAAACGAGGGAUAUGGCUGCGACCUUCUCGAAGACUGUGUUACCUCAUUCUCCCCGGAAGCACUGAAACCCUACUGGACUGACAUACUCAAUAUCAUGCUCACGCGAUUGCAAGGCAAACAAGCAGCCAGUUUCCAAUCACGCUUUGUUCGCUUCUACCACUUCUUUGCAUCACAAGAUAAUCGAGGCUUAGGAGCUGAUGUCUUUGUCGUCGAAACAGAUAAAAUCCAGAACGAUGUCUUUCGAGGCUUAUACCUUUCCAUUAUCUUGCCGAAAACACAAGAACUCGCUCGUCCGAUCGACCGAAAAAUCGCUGCAGUCGCCCUAACCAAGACGCUUGCAGACUCCCAAGCGUUCGUCACGCGAUACCCGAAAGGCUGGCCACUGACUUGUAAUGCUUUACUGAAGUUGUUGGAGAACCCGCCGGUACCUCCAAAAAGUGAUGACAUGAUUGUGGACCAAGAUGUGGAAGAUACGGUAUUUGGUGUUGGGUUUACUGCAUUGAACACUGUCAGAAAAGUGCCCCAAGACCCAUUUGAGAAUAUUACUGAUUUGAGAAAAUGGGUUGGACAGCAUUUGAAAGAAGCUGACCAGAGAAACGGAGGGAGAAUUGGACAAGCCGUAGGUGGAAUGGAUUCUGCUGCCCAGCAAGCCCUACAGUCAUAUAUGAGCUCGUAG